GGGGUUCGUUGUUAAAAACUUUAUAGCUAAAAAUACAUACAUUACGUGGCAACAUAAGUAGAAUUAAAAAUACAUUACGUGGCAACAUUGUCAAAUUUAUUUCAAUCAUAAAAUUAACAAUAUAAGCAAGCACUAAAUUAAGCAUUUUCUCCAUUUAGUAUUUGACACCGGAAUAAGCUGUGUAAAGCCUAACGUCAAAAUGAAGUUUUUUGUAGUUUCGUGUUUUUUGGUAAUUCUAGGCACUAGUCAAAGUUUGGCAGAAUUUGAAAAACGCUCAGCUUUAAAAAGAGUAGUAAGGAGUACGUUUGGACAGAUUACUACUGGCUAUACUGACCAGAUGAAAACAUUAAUAAUAGCCAAUUGUGUUGAAAAUGGAUUUGUAGGUAUUGAAGACGAUUUACGGCAAACAUUUGCAGACUUCGAAGUAUGUGCUGCAAAGAGGAAAUUGUACGUGGAUACUAAGGAGAACUAUCUAAAAAAUUUUGAAGAGUGCAGCGUCGAACCCAUUAAGAAAAUCAAAAGUUGUCUGACAAAGGAACAAAGCUAUUUUCCCGACUUUCUUUUAAAUAUGGUAAGAAAACAGGUUGAGCUGGGUUAUAAUGAUCGUGACAUAAUAAUAAUUUACUUGACUCCUUGUAUGAAGAUUUUUCAAAGGCUUGAAGUGGCUUACAGUUACUUAACAUGUCUAUCAGAUACUGCUAAAAGAACAAAUGAUUCCGUUAGAAUUCCCGACACCGUGGAAAUAUUCUGUUCGCGAUUUUUACCAGCCGUGCACUGUUUGACUGAUAUUCUGGAUAAAGAAUGUACCCAGUAUCCAAAAGUUAAAAAAUAUAGUCAAGAUCAUCUUCUUGCGAAUGAAUAUCCAUGCCAGCAGAAAUAUGAUUAAAAGUUUAAUAAAUUGUAACACUAACAAUUUAUUAAUUGAAUUUUAGUGAAGAUUAGUGACUAAUAAUUAUUUUUGUAUUGCGUUUUUUAGUAAAUUUUUGUAAUAUUUUA
Molecule: messenger RNA, 996 nt
Organism: Diabrotica virgifera virgifera (western corn rootworm)
Lineage: Eukaryota; Metazoa; Arthropoda; Insecta; Coleoptera; Chrysomelidae
Exons: 6
Coding region: 200-886 (228 amino acids)
Source: RefSeq, a predicted model, not a curated record